Prosopis cineraria is the source of this 1025-nucleotide messenger RNA. Its product is annotated as oleosin Ara h 10.0102. Gene Ontology annotation, cellular component: monolayer-surrounded lipid storage body; membrane. Lineage: Eukaryota; Viridiplantae; Streptophyta; Magnoliopsida; Fabales; Fabaceae. The record is from RefSeq and is a predicted model, not a curated record. Gene Ontology annotation, biological process: response to freezing; lipid storage; seed oilbody biogenesis.
AUUUUUUCUCCAUUUCAUAAAUCUCUGCCCAUUUUUCGAAUCUUAACCACACCCACACUGAAACUUGUACCUCAUGCAAACCCUCUUACUCAUCAUCUCUCGCAUACGUGUCACCCUUCUGCUUCCCCACCUUCCAUUAUAAGAAAUCUCACCUUCCUCCUCGUUCACCUCACACUUCACCUUUCUCUUCACUUCUCAACUAUAUCGACGACCAUGUCGGAUCGUUCACAGACUCACCAAAUCCAUGUUCAUCCAACAACCCGUUAUGAAGGCAGCGUCACCACUCGUUACGAAGGCGGGCUUAACCCUCAAUACCGUUAUGAGGGCGGUGUCAAGAGCAGCCUCUUCCCGGCGCAAGGUCCGUCCACCUCUCAGAUGAUUGCCAUCCUCGCCGGCGUUCCCAUAGGCGGCACGCUGCUCACUGCCGGCAUAUCGCUGAUGGGUACACUCCUGGGACUGGCGGCGAUCGUCCCGCUCUUCAUCCUCUUUAGUCCGGUUCUGGUGCCGGCCACCAUGGUCAUUGGGCUUGCGGUGGCGGGUUUCUUGACGUCGGGGGCUUGUGCUUUGACUGCGCUGUCAUCGUUCUCGUGGGUCAUGAAUUACAUUAGGCAGACGCAGGGGACGAUACCGGAGCAGCUGGACUCGGCGAAGCGGCGCAUGGCGGACAUGGCGGGUCAGGUGGGGCAGAAGACGAAGGAAGUCGGGCAAGAGAUACAGUCCAAGGCCCAGGAGGUGAAGAGGUCGUGAAUACAAUGUGGUGUGCGUUCCGGUUGAAGGGAUUACACGGGAAAUAAUUACAGUAAUAAUAAUAAUGCGUACGUCUUUGCGCGCUUCAGUCCUUUGUGCUCUUUUACGUCUCUUGUAAUCGCGAUGCGCUUGUGUGUUUUUCUUCUGUCUCCAGGUUAAAGUGCAAGGCAGAGAAAGGUUCAUAUCAUGAGAGGGGGUGCUACUCUGUAGAUGCAUGUGUCCUGUAUUUGUAUUUACUCUAGUACAUUAAUGUUACAUUAUUCAACAUAAACCGGUCU